This is a messenger RNA of Eublepharis macularius, 3484 nucleotides long. RefSeq names its product guanylate cyclase 2D, retinal (gene GUCY2D). The coding region runs from base 1 to 3363 and encodes 1120 amino acids. Gene Ontology annotation, molecular function: ATP binding; protein kinase activity; peptide receptor activity. The record is from RefSeq and is a predicted model, not a curated record. Lineage: Eukaryota; Metazoa; Chordata; Lepidosauria; Squamata; Eublepharidae. The transcript is spliced from 20 exons. Gene Ontology annotation, biological process: intracellular signal transduction; cGMP biosynthetic process; receptor guanylyl cyclase signaling pathway.
AUGAUCCCUGCCUGGUUUGGCUUCCAGAGCUUCCUACUCCAACUUUCUAACCAUCCUAGGUGGAGCUGUUACAGAGGUCCUCGCCGGCGAGUCCUUUUCUUUUGGCUCUUGUUACUUUGCUUGCCCAGCUGUGUCCACCUGGUUACCUUCAAGGUGGGUGUGAUGGGUCCCUGGAACUGUGACUCCGUCUAUGCCCAGGCAUACCCGGAGGUGGCAGCCAAGUUGGCUGUUGCCCGCAUCAACAAAGACCCAACUGUGAACCAGGCUUACUGGUUCGAUUACGUCCUCCUCAGUGAAGAGUGUCAGACAUCUCAGGCCCUGGUGGGCUUCGUGAACAUGGAACGCUAUGCCUCCGGCUUUAUCGGCCCUGUCAACCCUGCAAUCUGUGAGGCAGCUGGCUGGUUGGGCAGAGCCUGGAACAAGCCCAUUUUCUCCUGGGCUUGCUUGACUGACGAUGCAGCCGUGGAGCGUUUCGGCACCUUUGCCCGGUCGUUGCCACAGACGUCAGCUGUCAUCUACACUGUGCUCAAGUACUUUCGGUGGGCUCAUGUUGCCGUGGUAACCUCUGACCAGGACACUUGGGUGGAGGUAGGCCAGGGCCUGGCCCACUCUUUGCGAAACUUGGGCCUCCCCGUUGGUGUGGUGACCACUAUGGACAGUGACCCUGACGGAGCACAGGACACCCUCUGCAAGAUUCAGAGGGCCCACAAUAUACGAGUGAUCAUCAUGUGCAUGCACUCUGCCUUGCUGGGUGGCAGGGAGCAGAAGCUCCUGCUGGAGAAGGCCGAAGAGUUGGACAUGAUAGACGGGACUUACGUUUUCAUCCCCUAUGACACCCUGACUUACAGCAUGCCCUACCAGAAGGAGUCCUACAGCAUCCUGGAAGAAAGCAGGAAACUACGCAUGGCCUAUGAUGCGGUGCUCACAGUCACCAUCGACUCCCCGGAACGGUCUUUCCGGCAGGCCUUCAGGGACGCUCAGCAGAAGAGGGAACUCCCCAGCCACCUCAAUGCCGAUCAGGUACAUCCCCUCUUUGGUACCAUCUUCAACUCCAUCUACUUCCUGGCCAAAGCAGUGGAUAAGACUCAAAAGUCUGGAAAGUGGGUAAUGGGUUCUACUGUUGCUGAAAACGCCAAGGACUUCGAGCUGGAAGGCUUCAGCCAGACAGUGAAGGCCGAUGGGCGUGGAGAUGCUUUGCUCCCCUAUAUUAUCUUGGACACAGAUGGCCGGGGUGUUCGCCUUUGGCCCACCUACAGUGUGGAUAUGGCUGCUGGCACCCUGCGAUACUUUGGGCAUACUGUUCAUUGGCCUCACAGCAACAUUCCAGACUCAGAUGCCAACUGCUGGUUUGAUUCUGUUGCAAUCUGCACUGGGGGGGUUGAUGCCAGUUAUAUCAUUCUCCUGUUCCUUUUGGUCGGUGUCUUGAUCGUGUUGGGAAUUUGCCUUGCCUUCUAUAUCAGGCGCUACAUUUUACAUGCCCAGCUAAUGAAGGGACCAAACAAGAUGAUUCUCACGAUGGAUGACCUGACCUUUAUUACAAUGCAGAAUAGUAAGAAGAAAAUGGACGAUAGCCACUCUAGUCUCGCAGGAAGGAGUAUGUCGGACAUGAAAAGCCUCAAGAGCUUGACAGCAAAUGCAGAAAACAGCAACGUGGCUGUGAAUGAGGGCGAGGAGAAGCAAAAAGUCAGCAGCCACGUCCCUUUGCUCCUCCUUUUGUUUAACAGCCAAGGCAUGGUAGCUGCAGUCCAGGGUGACUGGGUGUGGCUGAAGAAAUUCCCAGGAGAUAAGCACACUGAUAUCAGACCUGCCACCAAAACAGUGUUUUGCAAGCUCCGGGAUCUGCGGCAUGAGAACGUGAACCUUUUCUUGGGCUUCUUCCAUGAUUGUGGGAUCUUUGCCAUCGUCUCGGAGCACUGCUCACGCGGAAGCCUUGAAGACCUCAUCUACAAUGAUGACAUGAAGUUGGAUUGGAUGUUCAAGUCAUCUUUGCUGUUGGACCUGAUCAAGGGGAUGAAAUACCUACACCACAGAGAAUUUGUACACGGGCGGCUGAAGUCUCGGAACUGUGUGGUAGAUGGCCGCUUUGUCCUCAAGGUCACGGACCAUGGCUACAACCAGCUGCUGGAGUGUCAGAGGAUCCCCCGAGAAAGGCCAAAAGCCGAGGACCGGUUCUGGACAGCCCCUGAGUUGCUGCGGGAUUCAUCGUUGGAACGAAAAGGCACAUUUCGGGGAGACGUCUACAGUAUCUCGAUAAUUAUGCAGGAAGUCAUAUGCCGCUCAGCUCCCUACUGCAUGCUAGAUAUGUCUCCUGAAGAGAUCAUCCAAAAGGUGGAGAGGCCGCCACCGCUUUGCCGGCCCUCUGUGUCUGUAGACCAGGCGCCGAUGGAGUGCAUCCAGCUGAUGAAACAGUGCUGGAGCGAGCAGCCUGAAAGGCGGCCAACCAUUGACCAGAUUUUUGACCAGUUUAAGAGCAUCAACAAGGGGCGAAAGACAAACAUCAUUGACUCCAUGUUACGCAUGUUAGAACAGUACUCCAGCAACUUGGAGGACCUGAUCCGGGAGAGGACCGAAGAGCUGGAGAUUGAGAAGCAGAAAACUGACAGGCUGCUGACACAAAUGCUUCCCCCGUCAGUAGCCGAGGCCCUGAAGACGGGGGCACCGGUGGAGCCGGAGUAUUUUGAAGAGGUGACCCUGUACUUCAGUGACAUUGUGGGCUUCACCACCAUCUCAGCCAUGAGUGAGCCCAUCGAGGUGGUCGACCUUCUCAACGACCUUUACACCCUCUUUGAUGCCAUCAUCGGCUCCCACGACGUCUAUAAGGUGGAGACCAUUGGGGACGCCUACAUGGUGGCUUCGGGACUUCCCAAACGCAAUGCAAACCGGCAUGCAGCUGAGAUCGCCAACAUGUCACUGGACAUCCUCAGCGCCGUCGGGACCUUCAGGAUGCGCCACAUGCCAGACAUGCCCGUACGGAUUCGCAUUGGCUUGCACUCAGGGCCUUGCGUGGCUGGUGUGGUGGGACUGACGAUGCCACGAUAUUGCCUCUUUGGGGAUACUGUCAACACAGCCUCCCGGAUGGAGUCCACAGGCCUGCCUUAUCGAAUCCAUGUCAACAUACGUACGGUCCAGAUCCUGCAUUCGCUCAAAGAAGGCUUCCGACUGGAGAUCCGGGGCAAAACAGAGCUCAAGGGGAAAGGCGUGGAAGACACAUUCUGGCUGACAGGUCGAGAGGGAUUCAACAAGCCCAUACCCACACCUCCUGACUUGCUGGGAGGGACGAGCAGCCACGGCAUCAGCCUGGAAGAGAUCCCAGAAGAGCGAAGGAAGAAGCUGCAGAAAGCACGUCCGGGACAGGCGAUCUAGCCGGAGAGGGGCUAUGGAGCUCGAAGCCGGGGUGAGGCAGAGUGCAAACAACCGCUGAGAUCUGCAGCCCGCUGGAGCUUUCUGACCAGCUCUGAAGAAGCCCUUGGUGCACAAAGGAGGC